Messenger RNA from Necator americanus (New World hookworm), 360 nucleotides. RefSeq lists its product as uncharacterized. NCBI's taxonomy places the organism in Eukaryota, Metazoa, Nematoda, Chromadorea, Rhabditida, Ancylostomatidae. The transcript has a single exon. Bases 1 to 360 code for a protein of 119 amino acids. The record is from RefSeq and is a predicted model, not a curated record.
AUGAUGAACGACCUGACCCCCAAGCUGGGCAGGAGGAGACGAGCGGCUUGGGGAGCGUACAAGAGCAUCGAGGAUGUAGUGAGGAAGACCAGGAACACCCGGCUCCGUGCUCACCUCUUCAACACCACCGUGCUUCCUGCUUUGACCUAUGCUUCGGAAACCUGGGCGUUUCGCAAGCACGAAGAAAACGCAGUGAGCGUCAUUGAACGCGCAAUUGAGAGAGUGUUGCUAGGAGUAUCCCGCUUCACGCAAGUGAGAGACGGGAUUCGAAGUUCUCACCUACGUCAGCGAUCGAAGAUUAGAGACGCCGCCGCGUUUGCCAAGGAAAGUAAGGUGGGCCGGACACGUGAUGCGCUUUGA